Molecule: messenger RNA, 1677 nt
Organism: Cladophialophora immunda
Lineage: Eukaryota; Fungi; Ascomycota; Eurotiomycetes; Chaetothyriales; Herpotrichiellaceae
Exons: 6
Coding region: 1-1671 (556 amino acids)
Biological process (GO): transmembrane transport
Molecular function (GO): transmembrane transporter activity
Source: RefSeq, a predicted model, not a curated record
AUGGGACUCGGUGUCUUGGAAGAUACCAAACUUCCGCAUGUGCCUGGGACGGUCCUCUUGAACGACGAGGCUGCCCAUGCAGAAGCUCAGACAGCGAACCUCAAGCAUGGCACGGGCAAGAACUCCCAUAUCGUGCUCUCUCCGCAGCCGAGCGAUGAUCCCAAUGAUCCGCUCAACUGGUCUCUCUUGAAGAAAGAGGCCAUUAUCUGGAUUCUCUGUUUCGGUGCGAUGUUGAACGCGGCAACAAACGGUCCUUUCUUGAAUGCUUCAUACUUUGCUAUCGCCCAGGAAAUCAAUACAGAUCUUACAACCACGGUCAUGGUAUCGGGCUACAACAUCCUUGCUGCCGGUUGCGCUGGCCCAUUUGUGUGUGCAUUUAGCCGCAGAUACGGCAAACGGCCUGUAUUCAUUGUGUCAACUCUCAUCUGCAUCAUCGGGACCGCAAUCGGCGAGUCGAAGAUAAGCUACAACUACCUCCUCGCGGCUCGAAUCGUGCAGGGAUUCUCGACCAGCGCGUUUGAAUCCCUGAUUGUCGCCGCCGUCGGGGAUCUCUACUGCGUGCAUCAACGGGGGCUCCGGAUUUCAACCAUCAACUUCAUCCUGAACUCGGCCUCCAGUCUGGCCUCGAUCAUCUGCGGCCAGGUGUUCAACAACCUAGGCCUGCUCUGGCUUUUCCACCUGUUCCAAAUAUUCCUGGUCCUCCAGUUCGUGCUCAUGUUCUUCUUCGUCCCAGAGACGACGUAUCGUCGCGAGUCCAUCUACGAGACCGACAUCGUCAAGGUCGAGACGUUUGAGCAGAUUGAAAAGGCCCAAGAAGAACACCGUGAGCACGCCAUUGCCGUCAAAGAGCUUAACGAAUCCUCCGCGGCUUCCUCACGCAUCCCUCCCAAGAAGACGUUUGUCCAGGAACUCAAGUUCUACAACGGCAUCUUCUCCCACGACAACAUCCUCAAGUGGGUCCUGGGGAUGUUCCUCACCCUCCUCAAUCCAGCCGGAUGCUACUCCAUCAUUGUCUCGGGUCUGCUUUGUGCUUGGUACGUCGGCUCGGCGAUCAUUCUGGCCGGCAUUUUUGCAGGGCCGCCCUGGUUGUUUGAUCCCGCCCAGAUCGGCUACAUUGGAGCAGGGCCAUUCAUCGGCGGAAUGAUUGGGUCCAUCAUUGUGGCAUUGACUGGAGAUCGCGUGGUAAAAUGGAUGACGAUCAAGAACAAAGGGACUUACGAGCCCGAGUUCCGACUGGUAUUUAUGCUUCCCUGCGCCGUAUUUGCCGGGUUUGGUAUGUUCUUCUUCGGCUACACCAUGGCCCAUGGCUCCAAUGCGGUCCUCUGCGCCUUCUGUCAAGGUUUGAUGAUGGUCGGUGUCCUCAUUGGCGUGUGGUCGACCAUGUCGUACGGGCUGGACGCCUUCCGUAGCCAGAGCAACGAGAUGUUCGUGAUGAAUAUGUUCUUCAAGAACUUCAUGUUCUACGGCCUCUCCAACUUCGCCAACAAUUGGGUCGCCGCCAAAGGUCCCGAGGAAAUUAUGUUCACGUUCGGAGGCACUACCUUGGCCAUGUGUCUGCUUGCCGCUCCCGUAUAUAUGUUCGGGAAGAGGUUGAGGAGCUGGUGGACGAGACAUGAUCUCUUUGUCUUCUUUGGGAUGCAGGCGACGGGGCCAGAGAGUAAUAUGGGCUGAGCCCUG